AACAGGCAAAUCCCUCCUUUCUUUGCCUCCAUCUCUGUCCUUCACUUUACUUAUAUGUACAUAACCAUUCUGUGACUAAACUACUUGGGUUCAAGUACUUUACAGAAUGGGACUGGCCAUGAGUUUCAUGGGAAAAGGGCUGCCUUCAACCCAGAUGGUAGGGUUUGUUAUGGGGACACUCUACAAACAAUUUGUGGAAAGAGAUAUUAAGACCUUUGAGGAAUUCCACAUUGCCAUCCUUGAUAUAUUCAGCUCGUUCAACUCAUCGUUGCCCGGCAAGCAUUAUGAUGUACCCUCAAGGAAGAAUGUACAGGAAUGUUUUAGUGGUUGGAAAGAUGCUAAAUCAGAGCCUGAAAGAAAAGAACUUUUCAUUGCCUUCAUGAAGAAGUACGUCCAUCUUAGCAAGUUAGACGAUUCUGUAAUGGUAACAGGAGUAGUAACACCUCCGGCAGCCAUGGUAGCGAAGAAAGCGAUAGAGAAUGUGCCCCAGUUGAAGUUACUCAAAUAUGUACCUGAUGUGGUGUUUGUGCCUGCUGCAACAGUAGCAGCACUUAUUUCUGUCAAGCUUACAAGAAAAAUGUUUGUAGGUGGUUUGGCUACAGCUGUAAAUGAAUCAAGCCAAACCCUAACGUCUUAAUACUUUUUUAGGCUUGAUUCAUUUCUCUUUAUUUUGAGCUUAAAAUCAAAUCUAAAUUUGUAUUCAAGCUUGGUUUGGUCUGUAACAUUUCGAACUGAGCUCGAGGAGCAUACUCAUUUGUUAAUAAAAAUUAAAUAUCUUAAUAUCA
Molecule: messenger RNA, 785 nt
Organism: Ricinus communis (castor bean)
Lineage: Eukaryota; Viridiplantae; Streptophyta; Magnoliopsida; Malpighiales; Euphorbiaceae
Exons: 4
Coding region: 107-637 (176 amino acids)
Source: RefSeq, a predicted model, not a curated record